Molecule: messenger RNA, 462 nt
Organism: Naegleria gruberi
Lineage: Eukaryota; Heterolobosea; Eutetramitea; Acrasida; Naegleriidae
Exons: 1
Biological process (GO): proteolysis; cell adhesion
Cellular component (GO): membrane; cytoplasm
Molecular function (GO): metalloendopeptidase activity
Source: RefSeq, a predicted model, not a curated record
AUGUCAGGAUCCUAUUUGUCUAACCCACCAUCGGAUGGACCUGUUGCUUCAAAGAUUUCACUCGCUGUUUUUGAUGAUUUGGGAUAUUAUAAUGUGAAUUAUACAUCAAUUGAAAGAUUGGAAUCAAAAUUGGAUAGUACAUAUCGUAUCACCAAUGAUAGAUAUAAUUGGGGUUUAUCUCAAUCAUGUUCCAUUGUAACGAAAAGAUGUGAAAAUUGGGAUUCAUCUCUGAUUGGAUAUUUUUGUACUUCUGAUACUGAUUCACAGGGUAACACCAAUCCAAUGUGUACCUACGACCAUUCCUCUAAGGGAACAUGUGACAUUGCAACAUAUUCUUCUGCACUGUCUGGAUAUUAUCAACACAUCUCUGGAAAGAGUACUUUAGGUGGACGAUACGAAUACAGAGACUAUUGCCCCUUGGUAAUCAAAGUUGGUUCUGGUGAAUGCUACAAACCAGCAAAC